Molecule: messenger RNA, 4815 nt
Organism: Hydractinia symbiolongicarpus
Lineage: Eukaryota; Metazoa; Cnidaria; Hydrozoa; Anthoathecata; Hydractiniidae
Product: active breakpoint cluster region-related protein-like
Exons: 25
Coding region: 181-4203 (1340 amino acids)
Biological process (GO): signal transduction; positive regulation of GTPase activity
Cellular component (GO): membrane
Molecular function (GO): guanyl-nucleotide exchange factor activity; GTPase activator activity
Source: RefSeq, a predicted model, not a curated record
UUCAAAUUGACCAACCAUCGGGAGGCGAAGAACAAAUUAAAAAUGGUAGCUGUCAAAUGAACUAACAACAUUGGAACAGAAUUACGAGCAAGGUGCGAAUGAAUGUUGGAAAUCUAAAUUUUCUUCUUGAUAAUGUGUUAUAAAGUUAUCUAUUGAAAGCUAUUUUAUUGACAUAUAACAAUGGAUUUAAAAAAAAAAUUUAUUCUCGAAUGGAAUGCAAUAUUUCCAGGUGCUAAACUUCCAAACUUAUCAUUUUUCAAUUCAAAGCAAUCGUUUGAGCAAGAAUUUGUUCUCACUCAAAAGCGUGUUUCUGAACUAAAGUUAAUUUUACAGAAAGAAGAGUUUUUACUUUCAACAUUUCACAAACUUAAAGAUGACAAAAACUUUCAAAAUAUGGGGCAGUCUCUGACUCCUGCAGAAGAGUUAGUUCCCCCGGGACAGCUUUUAUCAAUAAGUGAUCAGUUGUAUAGUCCCAGGUAUGAUAUGGCAGAUGAAAAGGCAGAUGUGUUUACGUCAACAUUUUCAAGUUUUAGACCACCUUCCAAGUCCCACUCCAACAUUUCUUUAGAAGCAACCACAUCAACUUUGCCAAACGAUGAACAUACACGCAUACACACCAAGUCCCUUUCCUUAGAUGAUAGUGAGUUAAAAAUUAAGCCGAGAAGACGCUCCACAGAUCCUGAGACUCGCUUUGCAAAUCCUCCCAAACCUGCACCAAGGUUGCUCACUAGAAACAGUGCUAUUAGAAGAGUUUCCCUUGACAGUGGUCUUACCAACACCAAAAGAACUGUAAAAGACAGUGGAGAAUUAAAAACAAUGAGCAAUAUUGAUUUAAGCUUGUCAGCAAAGUUGUUGCCAAGUCAAGACAAUGAAGAAGUUGUAGAAGAAAUUAGUAACAUUUUAAAGGAUUCUUUGGUAUCAGAUAACAAAACAGAGGAAUAUGAGCAUAUAUACACUGAUAUCACUGACCUAAGUAUUACCAAACCUCCCCUGGCCAAACCUGAUGUUGAAAGUGAAUAUGUUGAGCAUGAACUUCUGGAAAAUCAAGAACAAUUGUAUGAAAAUGCUAAUAUGAAGCCGAAGAUAGAACUGCUUGUUGAUAAUAGUGAACCACAAGAAACUGUUUUUAGUGCAAGGCAAGAAAAACUAUGCAGAGAAAGGAAGAGACUUGGUUCACAAGACAGACAGGCAUUUUUGUUUUCAGAUGAUUUGGAUGUUACAUCAGCAACAAAUGAAGCAAAUAAAGAUGUUAAUAAAAAUGGUCUUGAUAUGGAAGCAAUAUUAAAUAGCUCUCAUGAAAGUCUUGUGGAUGAUCUUGAAGACGAGGUUAUUGAAACACCAGACAUAAUCAUUAAUAAUCAUCAAGUUGAAGAAGACUAUGAUGAUGAUGAACAUAUCUAUGCAAAUGUUGACGAUUUUUCAAUACGAGGUAAAGACAGUGAUAAUGAUAGUGAUCAUGAGCCCUUGAGUGGCUUGCCUUCUCCGAAUUAUCGUGAGAUGACAUCAGAUGAGAUUGCUUUCCUGCAAAAACAUAAUAGUGAUGAUGACCAUUCCCAUGAUGAAUCUGACUCAGACGAACUCUCAAGCAGUGCUCCCUCCAAAGUGUUGUGUCGGACAAGACAAAAUAGUUCUAGUGAAUUGCUGCGUACAUCUAGUCAGGACAUCAAGAAAGUGAGAAAUGGCAGUUCGCCUGCAAAGUCGCAGCUGCAUGAUGGAAGUGAGGGGGAAGAAAAGGAAUUGAUCAAAGCUAGUCGAAUGCGAAAGUAUCUGGUAAUGAACUUAUUGGAUAGCGAAAAAUGUUAUUAUGACUGUUUGGAGAUCCUAAUAAAGUUUAUGAAACCCCUUCGUGUAUCAACUGAAUCAUCACAGCCAAUCAUUUCAGCAGCUGACUUUAAGUUGAUAUUCCACAGAGCAGAUGAGUUGUUCACCAUUCACAAGGAUUUCAUUAUGGCUCUUGAACCGAGAAUAGCCAAUUGGACAGAUGGUCAAGUGAUUGGGGAUUUGUUUUUGAUGAUUAUGCAUGGUUUUGAUUUGUAUUCUACCUAUAUUGGAAACUAUAAACAUGCCAUGGAGACAAUAGCUAAAUGUAGAAAUGCUAAUCAACAAUUUGCUGCCAUUAUGGACCAAGAUAUUCGGAUUGCUUCUCUGAAAGAUCCUUUGAAACUUGAUGGUUUGUUGUAUAAACCUGUGGACAGAAUGACACAGUACUCUCUCAUACUUAAUGAUUUGAUGAAGUAUACGUCACCUGACCAUCCCGAUCAUCCACUCAUUGUUGAAGUUAGUGGUGCUUUAUUUGACCUUUUCGAGCAAGUCAACGUGGACACGUCCAAAAAGAAACGCAGACAAAGACAACUGCUGAAAGAAACAUUUGCUGUUGAAAUUGUUGAUGGUGAAAGAAGAGCGAGAAGCCUAAUUUUGUUUAAUGACGUCAUUAUAGCAGCAAAACUAAAAUCAACGAGAGAUUCAUAUGUAUGUAAAUGGUAUGCUGCUCUUGCUGAUAUACAUUUAAAACCUGUGCCAGAAUCUGAAAGCAGUCAAAUUGUACCUGUUUCUGCAAAAUCAGAGUGUGACAAAUUGAGAGCAAGUAUUGCAAAUCUUCGGCAAGAAAUAAGAAAGGAACAUAUGCCAUUGCAACAAACUGUAUCCACAGAUGCUUCUCCGCCAUUUAUGAAACGAAGAAAUAUGCCAGGACCUAGGUCGUCCUCUAGGGGUGUGGAAAAAUUCAAGAAGAAGAUAGCUGAACAGGAAAGGUUACUGCAGCUGAUAUCGCCAAGCAUACCUUUCAAUUUGUAUCAUAAAAGUGGAAAGACGUACACAUUACUCGUUAAUGUGGAGUCCGAACGACAAGCAUGGAUGGAAGCAUUAAGACCAAGAUUACGAAGAAUUCAUGCACGACAUGCAGAAUCCAUCCAACUUAGCAGUUUGGAACUUCAACAAGCUUUUGAAACUGUGCUGAAGCUCCAGAGUUUGGGUGCUCGUUUUGGCGCACAGUUGCCUUCCCCAUUUCUUGGACCAACUCGACCUAUAAGUGUGGACUUCUCAAAGUUUGAAGCAGAUGAAAAGGAGUCGUUGACCGGUUACUUAUUCAUCAACAUACUUCAUGGAAAAGGCUUCUCGAAAAAUUCAGAUACAUAUGUUGUUCUUGAAAUUGACAGCUACGGACAUUUCUUUAAAAAAUCGAAAACAAAACCAGCGCGUGGUUCUGAUCCGCAAUGGGACGAGACGUUCGAAUUCGAAAUCGAAGCGUGUAACACGUUGCGACUCUCUUGUUACAACAAGCUGCGACUGAUGGGCGACGAUAUCAGUGGUAAAGUUUGUAUAAAUCUCACCCGUGAAAAUCUUGUGGAUGGAAAAAACCGUUCGUUGAAUGUAUCUCUGGAUCGUGGACAGGCUUCCAUGAAUAUAUCUUUAAGUUUCUCCACGUCAAUGGAUGGGAUCAAGAAAUGUCCGUCGUUCAGAGAAAAUGGCGUGUUUGGAGUGCCCAUAUUAGCUGUGUGCAAGCGCGAAAAGAACUCUAUUCCAGUUGUUGUUAUAAGUUGCAUCAAAGAAAUCGAGAAAAGAGGUAUGGAUGAAGUGGGAAUAUAUCGCUUGUCUGGUAUAGCAUCAGAAAUACAAAAUCUAAAGAAGCUUUUUAACGAAAGAACCCAAAAUGCAGUGCUGGCACUGUCCGACACGGACAUCCACGCAGUAGCAGGUCUUCUGAAGUUAUAUUUUCGUGAGUUACCACAGUCCCUCUUCACCAGCAAACUGUAUCAUAAAUUCGUUGAAGGGCUCAGCAUCACAGAUGCAGAAGAGAAAGAACUGUACAUGUGCGAUGUGGUACAAGAACUUCCAAAAGUCAAUCGCAUGACUGCGUUAUAUUUAUUUGGACAUCUACGGAGGGUUGCUCUACAAGAAAGUCAGAACAAAAUGGGCCUCAACAAUCUUGCCACAGUGUUCGGGCCGACUGUACUACGACCGCCGUCCUCGUCUAGUGUCGACAAGGAAAACGAGAGAAGUUCGUGUAAUGUAGGAACGUUCGACAUCGGUGCUUUAGAUGUUAUGUCCCAAGUUGGGAUAUUCAGAUACUUUUUGACUUUAAAAGAUAACCCUCGCACAAAGUUGCCGGAGGAUGAUUUAGAACUUUGGCGACGGUUGGAUCCUGAGAAAGCGUUAAAACUAGAAGAAAAACUCAUGGUCGGUGCGGAGGAGUACUUGAUUUAGAUUCGGUUGCCUCGUUGUUCUAAUUAAUCGAGAAUGUCUGUCUGUGAAGUCAACCGUGAUAUUUGCACCAAUUCCGACGAACAAGCAAGCCUCGGUUACCCCGAAAUAUUAUGUUAAAUAUGUACAAGUUAGCGAGACAUUUUACUGUUGAUACAAACGACAAAAUACAAAUCAAGUAGCGGUUGACUUCUACCCAAAGGAAUUUUAACCCUCGAGUGUAUUCUUAGUUAUGACAACAGGUGUCCAUGGUAGCGCUGUAUAUUAUCUUUACAUUGGUGCCUAGUAACUAACUUACCGUAACUGAUAUCUUGUAUUUUACAGUUUUACCAUUUUAUAAAUGUAUCUUGGUUUUACAUUUUGGUUUGCUGGCCAAGUCAUUUCAUAAGCAAAGUGGACUUUUAUAACUUUUAUGUACUGCACUAUCAACCAAUUGACGCUUUCUUUCUCUCUCUCUUAUAUUUUGUUAACUUUUGAAUAAAUUAUUUUUUAUGGUGAUUUAAUUUUUGUGGUAUUUAUGUGUAACAUACAUUAUUUUUUUAUUUUUUAACAACUAUUUUACUUGGUCACAAUUUGUUAAAUUUUUAAGUCUCAAUAUACAGUGCUCUUUUCUGA